Drosophila yakuba is the source of this 3049-nucleotide messenger RNA. RefSeq names its product fasciculation and elongation protein zeta-2 (gene Unc-76). NCBI's taxonomy places the organism in Eukaryota, Metazoa, Arthropoda, Insecta, Diptera, Drosophilidae. Gene Ontology annotation, cellular component: axon; cytoplasm. The transcript is spliced from 5 exons. The record is from RefSeq and is a predicted model, not a curated record. Bases 508 to 1926 code for a protein of 472 amino acids.
UAGUUGAUUAGUUGAAGGCAAGCAGUACGGUCGCAAGUCGCUAAAACGCAAAUUGUAGAAACAAAACAUAAGCAGUCGCGUCUGAGUGCCAGUGUGAUUUAUUUUUUUUAUUGUUUGGUGUUUAUUGUGCUCGUGAGCAGAUCAGUCAUAUCAGACAGACAGCCUGCAAGCCAGCCAGCAAGUCGAACGCUGGGCAAGCGGAUCAAGUCCAAUUGGAAUUGCCCGAACCGCAGCUUCACGGAGUCGAGUGUUCCGUGUUUGGUGUUUCGUGUUCGUAUUCCGGGGCAUUUUCCCCGCCGAAAGCCCCGCUCAACACCCGCUCAACCCCCAAGCAACCAGCCGAAUUAGGGGUUGCAAAGUUUUUUGCAGCCAGUCCGGAAAAGUCAGGAGGAACUUGUGUUCUGAAGGAGGAAAAGGGAAGCGCGCGAGUGAAGACUGCCCCCAAAGUCCAACCGGAAUCGGAAGGGGACACCGCCGAAUCCUUGAGUGAAUCCUUUUGCGCGUGCCAUGCGUGACCUCGGCACCAAAAUGGCCGAGCUAAAAUUCGAGGCUCCAUUGGCAAAGUUCGAGGAGACGGACGAGUGGGGCGGCUGCGACUUCAUCUCGAGUCAGAAUGCCCUAAACGACACGCUCAACCUGAAUCUGAAGGACUCCUCCUCCGGCGGCAAGCCGGAUGCGGCCAAGCUGCGACUCCUGGAGGAUGCGGUACGCGAUGCGCACGUAAGCAAGAACGGUGGAGGAGGAGGAGUGAUGGGAGGAGGAGCUGGCUCCAUUAGCCCCAAUUGCAAUACGCUGCAGGGCGGGUCGCUCAUAGAAAUCGGACUGUCCGAUGUGGGAUUGGUGCCAGGCGAGGGUGCCGGCGUUGGUCUCGACGGUCUGGAGAAGCGCUCCCUGGCCGCCGGCGAUCAUGUGGACAACUUCACGGAGACCUUCGGCGGGAGUCUGGAGGACCUGGUCAACACGUUCGACGAAAAGAUAACCAAGUGCUUCGGCAACUACGAGGAGAAUGUCGAGGAGCUGGCUCCGGUGCAGGUGCGCAGCCAGGAGGAGAUCAUGAACGAAUGCCAAAUGUGGUGGACCAUUACAGGAAACUUUGGCAACAUUCUGCCCAUCGACUGGUCCAAGUCGUACACCCGUCAGAUGCACAUGCCCACCCUGAAUCUGGGCCAGAACCACACGAAGCAGCAGCAGCAGGCCCGCAACCAGCAGCAGCAGCUGCACAACCAGAGCCACCAGGCGUAUCCACACACCAACGGUUCGAGUGCCGGGCUGGAUGCCCAGACUCCGGGCGAUGAGUUCAACGAUCUGACCAGCGAGGAUGAGGCGGUGGCCAACGAUCUGGACAUGCACGCCCUCAUACUCAACGGCUUGAACGGGGACAUGGACGACCAGCCGAUCAAGACGGUGGAGGAGGUGAUCAAGGAGAUCGACGACAUCAUGGACGAGGCCGAGAGCCCGCUGGACGAGCCGGAGACCUGCGAUUCGGAGGUGAUCGAGAAGGCGCGAGAGGUGCUGGGCGCCCCCCUCUAUGCGGAAAAACUGCAAUAUCUGACCACGACACAGCUGAACGAGCUGUAUAUGGAGAUGGAGGUGCUCAUCCAGGAGCUGAGCGAGACGUUGAUCAACGAGCUGGCCCUGCGCGACGAGCUGGAGUUCGAGAAGGAGCUGAAGAACUCGUUCAUCUCGCUGCUCCUGGCCGUUCAAAACAAACGGCGGCAGUACCAUGUGGAGAAGAAGCGCGGCAAGUUCCAGGGUCCCGAGCCCAAGUACUUGACCACCGUCAUUCCGUAUCACCUGGAGAACGGCACGCCCAACAACCAGUCACUGCAGGUCCUGAUCAAGAUUCUCAAGGCCAUCAACGAGGACAGCCCGACGGUUCCGGCCCUCCUCACGGACUACAUCCUGAAGGUGCUGUGCCCCACAUAAGCGCUAUAAGCGGUAGUCGCUGCGGUGCAGGAACCCAACUGUCGCUCUAUCUCUACGUCUGUGUUUAUACAAUUGAGCCGUACAUCUCUAUACAACUUGCAUAUAGACACCGAACCACACCACACCACAACACGCAUAACUUAAUGAUUAGUUCGUACUUUAAAUUAUUGUUUAAAUGCAAUCCACGUAAACGGGAGAGCGCCAGGACUCUGUCCAAUGUGAGGACUCUUCUGGAGUCAACAGAGUCCUUUUUUCCGGCCCCGAUCCCCGACAGAACAAAAUAUGCAACAAAAUAUACAUGUAACACAUAUAUAGACACAUAUAUAUAACGAAAUAAUUGCGGAGAGCGCGCCCGAAGAACUCAGCCAGUCCUCCCAUGGCAAUAAUACUCAAUUCUCCGCCGCCUCUCUUUCUCUUUCUCUUUCUCUUUAAGGAGCAUUCACAUUGUUAUAGAGCCGACUCCAACUAAGCUUAAAUAUAUAUGGUAAAUGCAUCUAGGCCAGUUGUCAGUUGCAAGUUGCAAGUUGCAUGUUGCCAGUCUGCCUUGCGGUGGAGCGUCAACUUUUCGUCUAUAUGUGAAAUAUGCAGAUCUAAAAUGAUACACAGCUUGCGUUUUGUUCGCCCAGCUUUCUGCGAUCGAACUAAUCUGUGAGUUCGCUUCGGCAGCCAAUCACUAGGUUUUACAAUAAGUAACUUGUAUGUAAUAUAUAUGUAACUUGAUCAUAAGAGGUGUGUGUGGCCUGCAGUCCCUGGAGAAUCCGCCGUUUCGAAAUGUGUUCCGAGUGCAAUUUACAUGCAAAUAUCGCUUUGAGAUGGCAUCAAACUCAGAAGUAGAAGCAAAAUCAGAACCAGAAUCAGAAUCAGUGGCAGCAAUUGUUUUCGCUUCGCUUUAAGUUAACUACGCCUAAUUUACUCAUUUUUAUUGUUUACGAGGCCAUAAAACGCGUUCUGUUUUGUUCAAAACAAUUGUUUAAUGUGAGUGGAGGGAGGAGGAAACACAAAUUUAAUUUUAAUUUGCAUAGAAAACGCUGUGUUAUUUACUUUUACCAAACAAGCAUAAAUAAAACGCUAAUGAUUAAUGAUAACUAUGAUUACAAAUAAAUCGAAUAAUAGCUAAAACUCA